Messenger RNA from Fonsecaea erecta, 1557 nucleotides. RefSeq lists its product as hypothetical. The record is from RefSeq and is a predicted model, not a curated record. Bases 1 to 1557 code for a protein of 518 amino acids. Lineage: Eukaryota; Fungi; Ascomycota; Eurotiomycetes; Chaetothyriales; Herpotrichiellaceae. The transcript has 3 exons.
AUGCCGCUAUCCUUCGAAGGAGUCAUGGUAAAUCCAAGGACGGAUGUAGAACCUGCCUGUCCCGGCGGCAACUCCGACACUAACGGGGACACGAGCCAAAACUGUGCUCGAGGCUCGCGAGCGUGCGUCUACCUAAGCUCAUCAGCAGGCACCGCUUUAGACCAUGCGAGGUCCAUCGCCUGGGUAGAGUCGAUCGAGAGUGCGUGUCGAACCUGGAGGGAAAGCGGAGAAACGCCAUUCCCAAAGCUGAAGGUUUUAUCAUCCCUCGAUUGGCACGGCCUGGAUCCGCGAGGUCUCCGGUAUCUCUACUACAUUGCCUCCCUCGGAGAUAUUUUGGACCAGAAUAAAGCGCGGAAAUUUGCCCUCUGGUACGAUACCUACGAAAUAGGUAUCCAAGCCACAGCAAAGUAUGACUUUGUCGCAUACGCGCAAAUAGUGGCCGCGGCUACCCGUAUCGGCAAGUUGACCAAGAUGGCAAGCGUCAUGGAAGACGCGGUGUGGUACAGGUCAUUGGCUCUGAAAGGCUUGCAACAGGCGCUGGCAUGCUUCUCCAAGGAGAAUGCCGACGGCGUGUUGGCGGCGUCCAUCAGCUUCAUGUUCAACCAGCCAACCCCAGCCGAUCUGCGGAGAGUCCUGCAGGGUACAACCGCCGUGGUCGACGCCAUGCGCCCAUGGGCCGCAUCAUCCGGAGUACGGGCGCUAUACGAACUCGUCUAUACUGACGAAGCAGAAACCCAAUACCCCGACCACCCGGAGCAACAAAGCACUGGUUCUUAUUGCACCGAGCCAGCAACGACGUCUGCUCCUCUGGUCACGGUGCAGUCGGCCACAGCGGCUGUCGAGUUCCUGCUGGAGCAGGGGUUGACCGCCAUGAACCGGCUGACCGUGUGCAUCAGGCACAUGAAAGAGCUGGCCACCACGGCGCGGGGUCUGGCAGACAUGCUCCGGAUGGCCCAGGCAAAACACCUGAACGGCCAAAAAUACGACCCAUUCUGGCUCGUCCACCCGUUCUGCGGGAUGACCAGCCGCGAGGCCAUCUCCUUCAGCGACAUCCGCGGCUCGAAGCCCUUCAUCCUUCUCUUCCUGGCCCACCUGUACAGUGCCGUGGUCGUGGUGUCGAUGCUGUACCCAGAACUUGACACCGCCGGGUUCGUCACCGUCCGUCUAUACUCCUUAGAUGCCCUGAGACGGCAUUUCGAGCCCAUCGCCACGGUUGAGUGCGACACCUGCGGGGAGGCCCACCGCUGCCAGGAGCUUAUGGCAUUCCCUUGGAAUGUCCUGCAGACAUACCGAAAAUGGCGAGUCGAUCGGCGAAGCCUGUCACCACGGUCGUCGCCGUCUCCUGCUCCCGAGCGGUGGGAAGAGAGCUCACUCAACAUGACGUUUGAUGCGAAGGGAAUUGCCACCAUCGACAAAGCUACCCAUAAAGGCCCGACGGCUGGUAGAGAGCUGCAGAGAACGCACCAAAGCUGGCUACGGGAAUACGCAGACUCUAGCAAGCAUGUGCCGGGAGACGCUUCACACCACAGUUUCAUGGACCAGCUCUCAACCAUGUAG